ACCAAUCUCAGUAGAAGAGAUAAGACCUGUAUUGAAGUUUACUGGCUUAUUUACACUAACUGUCCAAGGUUACAAAGUAUAUACUCCAAAACAAGCUAUAGAGGUGUAACAUAGGAAAAUUGCUUUUGUAUAUAAGAAAUUUGGGGGCUCACUACUUCCAGUAUUUCAUGGCUCAUAUAUUCUUUCUUGAAAUUAUGACAUUACAAGUAACUUGAAACUUUAUCGCGGUCCCUUCUUGUUACUCGAAACAAAAUGUUGGCGAAGACAGCACAUGAGGCUGUGAGGGUACUGAGUCUGAUACAAUUUCGCGGUCCCUUCUUGUUCCUCAUGUACUGUUUCAGUUCACAUUUUGCCUUGUUCUACAUCUAGAUUGAUUUCCUUUUGGUCUUUGGAUUCUUUCUUCACCAACAUUAUCAUUUCAAUUAUGCUUCAAUCAUUACUAACCACUUGCUACACAUUACAGUAUAUAGCAAGUGGCUUGCCUACUACACUUCUUUUAGCAUCUUCUGCUACUAUUAUUAUUUUAGUAAAAACAUUGUCUUGGCUUUUUUUCUUAUUGAAUCAUUUGAGACCCUUCAGUGGUGUUCUUGUAACCGUUUCAGGUGGCUUCAGUUGAUUUAUUAUCAUACGCUUGAGCAUACCAACAAUACAUUUGUGUUUUGUAAUUUCUCCUAAUCAACUUUAGGAAGUUCAAGUCCCUAACUUUCGAACUAAAAAUCUUGAUACCAAAUCAAAAGUCAACCGAGACAAAUGGCUGAAACAUACAUGAAAUACAAAGAUCAGAAUCAACCAGUUGAAGUUCGAGUUGAAGAUCUUCUUAGCAGAAUGAAUUUGGAGGAAAAGAUUGGUCAGAUGACUCAAAUCGAUCUCACUGUCGCCUCCUUUGAUGUCAUGAAGAAUUACUCAAUAGGAAGUGUUUUGAGUGGGGGUGACAGUGCGCCUUUUCCGAGAGCUACAACUCAAGAUUGGAUUAACGCAGUCAACAAAUUCCAGGAAGGCGCCUUGGCUACUCGUUUGGGGAUACCGAUGCUUUAUGGAAUUGAUGCUAUUCAUGGUCACGGCCUUGUCUAUAAUGCCACUGUUUUCCCCCAUAACAUUGGUCUUGGAGCUGCUAGAGAUGCAGACCUUAUUAGGAGGAUUGGUUCAGCAACUGCGUUGGAAGUUAGAGCUACUGGGAUACCAUACGCCUUUGCACCUUGUGUUGCAGUUUGUAGAGAUCCAAGAUGGGGCCGUUGUUAUGAGAGUUACAGUGAGGAUCCCCAGAUUGUGCAGGAAAUGACCAAAAUAAUCUAUGGUUUACAAGGAGAAAAUCCCAAAGGAUCACAAAAUGGCAUUCCUUAUGUUGGAGGAAAGUACAAAGUUGCGGCUUGUGCCAAGCAUUUUGUGGGUGAUGGGGGGACAACAGAAGGCAUUGAUGAGAGUAAUUCAAUUAUUGACACAACUGAGUUGUAUAAAAUCCACAUGCCUGCCUAUCUUGACUCUAUCAGUAAAGGGGUGUCGACGAUUAUGAUUUCCUAUUCUAGCUUGAAUGGAGAAAAGAUGCAUGGAAAUUACAAUUUAGUCACUGAGUAUCUCAAGAACACUCUUCAAUUCAAGGGGAUUGUUAUCUCUGAUUGGGAGGGACUUGAUAGGAUGACUACUCCAUAUCACGCUGAUUAUACAUACUCCGUCUUGGCUGCAAUUCGAGCUGGAUUAGACAUGAUUAUGGUCCCUUUCAACUUUACUGAAUUCAUUGACACUCUUACCAACUUGGUUAAGAACAACUCUAUCAGUAUGGAGCGUGUUGAUGACGCUGUGACAAGGAUUCUGCGCGUUAAGUUCAUAAUAGGUCUCUUUGAAAACCCUAUGGCUGAUUUCAGUCUGGUUAAUGAGCUAGGAAGCCAGGCUCACAAAGACUUGGCAAGAGAGGCGGUAAGAAAAUCUCUUGUACUGCUAAAGAACGGUAAAGAAGGAGAUAGACCAUUGUUGCCUCUUCCUAAAACAGGAGCAAAGAUACUAGUAGCUGGUACACAUGCUCAUAAUUUGGGUUAUCAAUGUGGUGGAUGGACAAUGAAAUGGCAGGGGUUUACGGGUAAUGAUGACACUGGAGGAACUACUAUUCUGGAUGCUAUCAAAUCCACUGUCUACCCAAGUACAGAAGUCGUAUACAAGGAGAACCCGGAAAAAGAUUUCAUCACGUCCAACAACUUCACCCAUGCCAUCAUUGUUGUAGGCGAGCUUCCCUACGCAGAGAUGCACGGAGAUAGCCAGACACUCGCAAUGUUAGACCCUGGCCCCACGGUGAUCAGCAAUAUCUGCGGGUCCCUCAAGUGUGUCGUUGUUGUUAUCUCUGGCCGCCCCCUCGUCUUCGAGCCUUACAUUAACUCAGUCGAUGCCUUGGUUGCUGCGUGGUUGCCUGGUACAGAAGGCCAAGGAGUUGCUGAUAUGCUGUUUGGUGACUAUCAGUUUACUGGGAAAUUGUCAAGAACAUGGUUCAGAACUGUUGAUCAACUUCCCAUGAAUGUUGGAGAUUCACACUAUGAUCCUCUUUUUCCCUUUGGGUUUGGUCUGACAACUGAUAAAAUUGGUUUAUCAGAAACUCAGUCAGAUAAUUAACAUGAAUGAUAGGAGACCAGCAUACCUAUAAACAAUCUCAGUAAAAGAGACAGGAGAACUACACUGUAAUUCUGUAAUACAAUACUCCAUAACUCCAUUUCUGUGGAAAAAUUGUAUGUAUUCUUAUUGUUUUUCAUUCUGAAAUUAAUCAUGUCAAACUGAUAAUGUAUUUCUCCCUGAAAACGGCUUCUUUAUAGAAAUAAGGAUAAGGCUGGGUACAUUUAGAUC
This is a messenger RNA of Spinacia oleracea (spinach), 2823 nucleotides long. RefSeq lists its product as uncharacterized. Gene Ontology annotation, molecular function: beta-glucosidase activity. The record is from RefSeq and is a predicted model, not a curated record. The coding region runs from base 751 to 2595 and encodes 614 amino acids. The transcript has 10 exons. NCBI's taxonomy places the organism in Eukaryota, Viridiplantae, Streptophyta, Magnoliopsida, Caryophyllales, Amaranthaceae. Gene Ontology annotation, biological process: glucan catabolic process.